Neoarius graeffei (lesser salmon catfish) is the source of this 2606-nucleotide messenger RNA. RefSeq names its product GLE1 RNA export mediator (gene gle1). Gene Ontology annotation, molecular function: translation initiation factor binding; phospholipid binding; inositol hexakisphosphate binding. NCBI's taxonomy places the organism in Eukaryota, Metazoa, Chordata, Actinopteri, Siluriformes, Ariidae. The record is from RefSeq and is a predicted model, not a curated record. Gene Ontology annotation, cellular component: nuclear pore; cytoplasm; nuclear pore cytoplasmic filaments. Gene Ontology annotation, biological process: regulation of translational termination; regulation of translational initiation; poly(A)+ mRNA export from nucleus. The coding region runs from base 122 to 2263 and encodes 713 amino acids. The transcript has 16 exons.
AGAAGAGCAGCUUUGGGGGAAGGCUGUGCGCUUCUGAGGUGUAAAUUGGGUAUUCCAUUUCCUAUACUGUAGUUCACCGGUGUUUUACCACUGUUUUUCCAUCCCCUUCUCGCCAACCAAAAUGCCGGCCGAAAGUUUGAGAUGGGAGACGCUGGAAGCUUUGAAAAACUCACCGAAAGCAAAAAUCAAAUAUAGCCCAGACUGGCUUGGAAAGGGGGAGGACAUUUUAGACCGCUGUAAAGAGGUAACUAGCCUGUCUCCUCUCUCUGAACAAGUUCUAAAGAGACUCAGCCCUCGGUCUGUGCUGAAAAGUGGUUUCUGCUUGGAUUCCAUGAUCCCUGACGUGAGUACAUUUGAAGAUAGCCUCAAUUCUGGUUCAGCUGCUGUUAAAAUGUUCCAUACAAUCGCCACUACGUCAUCCACAUCACCACUGUUACUCACUAUUGAAAAUGAGAUGAAGUUGACUGAAAAAUCAGAGAGUUUAGGCUCCACUUGGGACAUGUGCAGCCAUUCACCACCACCACCCAUCUCCCUCCUCUCACCUAAGGCCACUCAGAUGGCUGGCUGCAUCCGCAUCUGUGAGAAGAAACAUUGGGCUAAAGCCAAGGCAGAGCUGAACCUGAGGCAGGAACUGCAAGAGUGUUUAGUGGCUAGUGUUGCCAGUCGGGAGUCAGAGCAGCUUAAACGCUUUGAGGAAUUCAUGGAGCUUAAGCAGAGACAAGAGUACCAGACCAUGAGGGACAUGAUUGCAAAGGAAACACAGGAAAGCCUUGGACGUCAGGAGAAGUUAAAGGAAGAACACAGACAUAGAACGAAGAUCCUAAACCUGCGGCUGCGAGAGGCAGAACAACAGAGGCUGAGGGAGGCAGAGCUUGAGCGGCAAAGGCAGCUGGAGGGCAGGGAUAGGCUGAGAGCACUCAAUGCGAUUCAGGAAGAGGUGCUUCGGCUCAAUCAGCUCCUAGAACCGACACCAUACACACACACAAACCCCACCUUGGACUACACUUCUUACGUCACCCGUGGCAACCAGCUUUGCUCACAGGUUUCAGAGGUGGUACGCACUACGACUGAAGGACAGUUUCCAACUGUUGAAGACAUGACUGUGGUAGAACGGGCCCUACAGGAAAUGAGAACACUGGUUCGAGCCAUCCAGGAGGAGGUUGCUCAGGCACAAGACAAAAAAAAUAAGCAAGAGGAAGAAGAGUGUGGGAAAAAACAGGCUGAAAUGAAAAUCCAGCAAGAAGAACAGAAAAAAAGUGCAGAAUUAUCUUUUAAAGAGAGAGCCAAAAAACAAGGCCUGCAGACUAUUGCUGAUGACAGCACCUUGAAAUGGUACAAAGGACUACAAAGUUUGACCAGCUGCUGCAUCCAGUCCUUUGAAGAUUUGAACAACACGAAGGAUAUGCAGACAAAAAAAUUGAGAAUGGAGCUUCAGAAAGCUGCAACAAUUCCUGUAAGCCAGAUCUCCAGUAUUUCAGGUUCUCAGCUGAAGGAGAUUUUUGACAAGAUUGACAAACUGUUAUCAGGACGACCAGUUGUGUCUGGUGGAAAGUCAAUUUCAACAUCCCAGCAUCCUCAUGGGCUGGAAUUUGUGAGCUAUAAAUUAGCAGAAAAGUUUGUGAAACAAGGAGAAGAGGAGGUGGCAUCUCACCAUGAAGCUGCAUUCCCCAUUGCAGUUGUGGCUUCAGGUGUGUGGGAGUUGCACCCUAAAGUAGGAGACCUCAUCUUGGCCCAUCUUCACAAGAAGUGCCCAUAUACUGUUCCUCACUACCCACCAAUGAAGGAUGGCACCUCCAUUGAAGAAUAUCAGCAGAUUCUAGGAUAUCGUGUGGCUGAGUCAGGGGUAGAAGGUCAGGACAGUUUCUUAAAAAGGAUGUCUGGAAUGAUUCGACUUUAUGCAGCCAUAAUACACCUAAGAUGGCCUUACACUAACAAACAAGGGGCUGCUCCUCAUGGACUAAAUCAUGGUUGGCGUUGGUUGGCUCAGAUGCUGAACAUGGAACCUCUUGCUGACAUUACAGCAACUCUUCUGUUUGACUUUCUCGAGGUUUGUGGAAAUGCACUUAUGAAACAAUACCAAGGGCAGUUUUGGAAACUACUUCUCCUCAUCAAAGAGGAAUACUUUCCCAGGAUUGAAGCAGUCACCAACAGUGGUCAGAUGGGCUCUGUAACAAGACUUAAGCAGUUUCUGGAGAAUUCCUUAAGAAACAAGCAGAUUGAGCCACCCAAAGGGCAACUUGGCUCAGCCUUCUGGAGAUCCUGAGGGUUUUGACUGUUCAUCUGUCAAUCUACCACAGUACACCAUGUUAUACACAAUCCGUUUUCUCACUAUUCUGUGUGAACUAUAGUCUGGUGUGUGUGUGAGAGAGAGAGAAAAUACUUGGGCAUCAGCAGUUUCUGAAAUAUGCAAAUUAGAGCAUUUGCCAUGGUCAGAGAGAUCACUUGUAUAAUUAAAAAAAAAAAAAAAAACCACACACACCCCACUCUGUUGUGAACAUUUCCCUUCAACCCUAGACCUGUAUCUGCAUGAUAUGUUGUUGCCGUCAUGAAUGUGAAGAGGUGCAGGUGUUUCUAUUAAAGUAGCCUGUGUUUCAUGAUGCAUUUUA